AUGAAUUCUGCCAAUCAUCUCUUAACAAGAAAGCAGCAACCUCUCUGUUCGCUGGUAGUGAAUCGCCACCACGGCCCUCAAUCUCCCAUGGCCUUUGCCCGGUUUGUCACCCAAAGCUUUGACGCGAAAGAAUUGCUCACAAACCCUGAAAUAAUUUCACCGCAUCAAUCUUCAAUCGAUUGUUUGGCGGUCGACAAGACGAAUGGCAGGUUUUUGCUUGCUGGAUCUGCGGAUGGAACCGUUUCCAUUUUCGAUUUAAGCAAGUGGGGCUCGGAGCACCACAUUCGGCAAGGCACCAACAACAACAGUCUUGCCCGCAAAUCGGCCUUUCAUCCCAUUGCUCGUUCCAUCAAAGUGACGGCGCCUCAGAACUAUGACAUUCCCGAAGGCCAUUCCAGUUCGGUAGCACAUGUCCAAUGGUAUCCUGUGGAUUCAGGCGCAUUCUUAUCAACGGCCUACGACGGGACUCUAUUGUUUUGGGAUACCAAUCAAAUGCAACCCGUCCUACGGGUGCAUCCCUUUGACGACGAUGCUGGAGGAGGUGGGAUCGCCCAUUUGCAAACAGGUGGAGAUCAUUCCUUGAUUGCCGCUGGUUCUUGGAAUGAUGAUGCCAUUAAACUAGUGGAUAUUCGAUCGGGAUCUCACUCUCAUGAAUUGUCAGGUCACACGGAUGGUAUUUCCACCUUGCAAUGGAGUCCCAACAUGCCGGUGGUACUGGCUUCGGGGUCCAAAGAUGGUACGGUUCGCCUCUGGGACAUUCGCAAGAGUGGAAGCCGAGCCUGCAUUACCGUGUUCAACCGCGAAGUCACAGCUGUAUCUACUUUCAAGCCCAACAAACCUUACAAAGCUGACUAUGCACACCUUCGAGAAAAAAAGCCGAAAGGAAAGCCGCCCUUGACCAAAAUCAAGAAACGAAAACGGGCCUCGGCAUCACUUGCUCCCAACUAUUAUCAGCACUUGCAAUCAGAAUACAUCUUGUCGCAUUCAGUAGGUCAUGUGGGCGCUUUAAAGUUUUUCCCCAAUGGCCACUACCUGGCUAGCAUCGGUGGAGUCGACGGAGACUUGUGCCUUUGGGACUUGAGGACUGCGGGUAGUCCACAGCGACAAAUUGUCAAAUUUGUGGCUCCCGGAGGAACGCGGCCAAGUACAGGGCGACUGCGCAAAGCACCCAUGAUGGUAACAGGACCCCUGUAUUAUAGUAGUCAAGGCAGCAUGGCCACAAGCAUUUGGGUUGCCAAGAAUCACAACAUUUUGGGAUUUGGAAUGGAAGGUGGGUCGCCCCAGCAGGUCCUGAAGGGUCAUUUGAACAUGAUUACUUGCAUUGAAGCGUGGGAACCAGGGCGUAGGUUAGUAACAGGCUCCAGGGAUGGUAUGAUUUUGUGUUGGGGAAAACCAUCAGCAAUGGGAAACUCAAUACCUAUUCUGGACACAGAUGCAGACAAUUGGUAA
Molecule: messenger RNA, 1449 nt
Organism: Cylindrotheca closterium
Lineage: Eukaryota; Bacillariophyta; Bacillariophyceae; Bacillariales; Bacillariaceae
Source: the annotation of a GenBank genome assembly